AGGGGGCGGGCAGAGAGCGCAGGAGCGACUUCAUGGAGGAAUUCGCCAGCGCGAGUUGGGACGGACUGAUUGCACCGUAGCAGGCUGCUGGCGACAGGCGGCCAAAGAAGUGCACUCUGACAGCAUCUACCGUGUCACCUACUCACUCCUGGGCAGCUGCUGUAGACUUCCCUGAGACAUUGGCGUCAACACACCUGUGGACACACCCUUCCGACUAUCAGAUGAAGCCAGCGAUUCGCCUGCGGUGGCGGGGCCUCAUGAGCCGAGUCGCCCCGUUUAUCCGCUGAGUCACCCCCGCCUGCCGGCAGGGACAUGGGAAGUGUCAGCAGCCUCGUCAGCAGCGACGGGCUCGACGGCAAACAGUGCACGGCAACCCGGCUGAAGUCGAGAACCAGAACGGGCGGCGGUUGCAGCCUGGACGCCUUAGUGAAGUGCGGCUUUACUCAGGGCCCCUGCUCGCCCCUCCACACCUCCAGGGGCCUGUCCCACUCACGGUCCGGGCGAAGCGAGGACUUUUUUUACAUAAAGGUGAGCCAUAAACCGAGGCCAGUCCAUCACAGAGGAGGAUCGACGGAAAACGGCGCUCGAAACAAAGCAGAAAAAUCUGAUGUGCGACCAAAACUGACGCUUAUGUCAGGAACUGAUGGGACCACCGCUGAGAAGUCACUGGUCCGAUCCACUGCCUACAAGCCUUUAAUUCCAAGGACUGUAUCGUCCACGGACGGAGAGCGCAACAGCCUGGACCAGGUCUUCAUCCAACUGGAGCAGGCAAAGACUCCUGAGGUCCAACACAAGCGAGACGCGCCCUCCGGCACUCUGUCGGACUCUGGACGUAACUCCAUGUCAAGCAUCCCCACCCACAGCACCAGCGGCAGCCUGAGCGCUUCCACGGGUCCUGUCAGUCACAGCGAUGGCCUCGGCAAGGGUGGGCAACCCAAUUUGUCCCCGUGGUCGAGGGGCAGUGGUGGCCGAGACAUCGGCUCCAGGGAGGCUGGCUCCCCGCCGUCUUCGGAUCGGCCUCAUCGCCUCUCUGAAACUGCGGGAGGCGUUCGGUCGCCUCUGACAACAGAUGAGUCGGUGAUUGAAACGUUGGAACAAAGACUGCUGGAGAGCGAUCUGCAGGACUUGCAGCAACAGGUCAGCUGUGAGGCGAAGGACGAGACGGAGGACUUAAACCAACUCUGCUCCCCCACGUUACCCCAAGCCUUUCAGACGGCCUCUAAAAGCCAACAAGCUCUGCAGCUGCAAGUCAGCCGACUCCAGGCAGAAAACCAGAGGCUCAAGGAGGAUCGGGCAAAGCUGAGCCGGGAGAGGGAUCUCGUCGACCGGAGACUGAGGUUCUACGAGGAGGAGAGGACGCAGCUCGCUCCGACUCUGGAGGAAACUCAGUGGGAGGUGUGCCAGAAAGCAGGAGAGAUCUCCUUGCUGAAGCAGCAGCUGAGAGACUGCCAGGAGGACGUCAGCCACAAGCUCAAGGAAAUAGUCAGCCUGAGGGCGCAGCUGAAGGAAAUCACAGCAAAGACUGCCGUGCUGGAGAAGGAGAACAAAAACCGCUGUGAAAAGCUGCGUACGCGCAGCGUCGAGGUGGAGGUUUGCCAGAACGAAUUUCAGCGCAAGAAGAAUGAGGCCGACCUGCUCAGAGAGAAAGUGGUCCAACUGGAGAAGGACAUUCAGGGACAGAAAGGAGACUUGACUGCGGCCAAAGACCAGGACCGGCAUCGACAGACCUCUCCGCCGGAAGCUUGUGGUCAGACCGUGGAGAGAGCCGCCACCAUCCAGAACCAAACAGACCGCCCUGGCGGAAAAGUCUCCGUGGACCUCCUCCAAAAAGAAACCGAGGGACUGAGGCGGCGACUCCGCGAGGAGAAGGAGGCUCAAGAGAAGCUUGUGGCCAACUUUGAGCAGGAGAGGCGCACGUGGAACAAGGAGAAGGACAAGGUGAUCAAGUACCAGAAGCAGCUGCAGAUCAACUAUCUGCAGAUGCAUAAGAAGAACCAGGAACUGGAGAAGGUUCUGAAGGAGCUGACUGCCGAGCUGGACACCAGAGCGGAGCUGGGCUUGGACCUCCACUAUCGCUCAGGGUUACAAACCUACGAUGAUGUCAUCGCCACGGAGAUAUGACGGCCUGCUUUCACAGCUGCGGUCAUUACUAACCACUGUUACUCUAGCACUCACACAUCAAUCAGCAGAUGGGGGAUUUAGUGACUCUUGGAAGAAAAGUAAUCAAAAUAUAUUUUGUACUGCAUGAUAUUAAUUUAUUGAGGGUUUUUUUUUUUAAUUCAUUGUCUUUGUACUUACACAGCUUAUAGGAGGAACCCUCAUUAAAAUGAUGUACGAUUCUCAAUAA
This is a messenger RNA of Nerophis ophidion (straightnose pipefish), 2347 nucleotides long. It is a transcript of the gene lzts1, whose product is annotated as leucine zipper, putative tumor suppressor 1. Gene Ontology annotation, cellular component: dendritic spine. The transcript is spliced from 10 exons. Gene Ontology annotation, biological process: regulation of synaptic plasticity; regulation of dendrite morphogenesis. NCBI's taxonomy places the organism in Eukaryota, Metazoa, Chordata, Actinopteri, Syngnathiformes, Syngnathidae. The record is from RefSeq and is a predicted model, not a curated record. Bases 313 to 2121 code for a protein of 602 amino acids.